AUGGCUCGUCGCUCAAAUUUGGCGCUGACCGUCGUCCUGGCGCUCGUUGUCCUUUUCAGCAUCUCGUACCUCUUCUCUUCCUCGCCCAGCAGCGGCUAUGCGGGCUACAACCGCGACCCUGACUAUGUACCUUCGCAGGUGCAGGCUGAGACUCUAAAGGCUGAGCCUUUGAUGUCUGAGCCUCUGGAAUCUGAGCCUUUGAAGUCUGCACCUGAGGCUGUUGACCAGCCAAGUUUCGCGGUGGACAUGGAGGCCCUGCCAGCAGGCAUCUUAGAAGGAGAGAGCAUCGCGCCCAAGCUGGAGAACGCGACGCUCAAAGCCGAGCUUGGCCGCGCCACGUGGAAAUUCCUCCACACCAUGGCCGCACGCUUCCCAGAGAACCCGACCGCCUCCGACCGCACCGCUCUCGAGACCUUUAUCCAUCUCUUCGGUCGACUCUAUCCCUGUGGCGACUGCGCGCGACACUUCCGCCAGCUCCUCGCUGAAUACCCCCCUCAGACGAGCAGUAGGAACGCUGCCGCAGGGUGGAUGUGCUUUGCGCACAACCUUGUGAAUGAGCGAUUGGACAAGGAGAUUUUCGACUGCAACAAUAUUGGCGACUUUUAUGACUGCGGCUGUGGCGAAGAAGGCAAGGAAGGCGCAAAGGUCGAGGAGGGGCAGACACCUGAGGAUACCCAGGAUGAUAGCAUGGCAAUUACCUUCAAGGAUGGUGUAAUUCUAGGCGCCGAUUCCCGCACAACCACAGGACCCGUCAUCGCCAACCGCGUGACAGACAAGCUCACAAUGAUCGACGACAACAUCUGGUGCUGCCGCUCAGGAUCAGCCGCCGACACGCAAGCUGUGGCAGACAUUGUGAAGCGCCACCUCGAUCAGCAUGCGGUGCACCACGGCGAGCGAGCCACAACCGGACAGGCAGCGAGUAUUUUGGCGGAGAUCUGCUAUGCAAACAAGGACAUGCUCUCGGCGGGACUUCUUGUCGCCGGCUGGCACCCACGAUACGGCGGCGAGGUCUACCAGGUACCCCUCGGCGGGUCAUUGCACAAGGAGCCAUGGGCGAUUAGCGGCUCGGGUUCGACCUACAUCCGGGCGCUUUGCUACAGGAACUGGAGAGAGAACAUGGAGGAGAAGGAGGCCAUCCAGUACGUGAAGGAGAGCGUGCGGGAGGCGAUCAGGAAUGACGGCAGCUCCGGUGGCGUCAUCCGUCUGGCGGUGUUGACGGCGCGAGGUGUCGAGCGAUGGUUGUUCACGCCGGACGACGACUACAGCAAGCCGACGGAUGACAAGCCCCAGAAGAUGUAA
This is a messenger RNA of Emericellopsis cladophorae, 1299 nucleotides long. RefSeq lists its product as uncharacterized. Gene Ontology annotation, molecular function: threonine-type endopeptidase activity; thiol oxidase activity. NCBI's taxonomy places the organism in Eukaryota, Fungi, Ascomycota, Sordariomycetes, Hypocreales, Bionectriaceae. Gene Ontology annotation, cellular component: proteasome core complex. The coding region runs from base 1 to 1299 and encodes 432 amino acids. The transcript has 5 exons. The record is from RefSeq and is a predicted model, not a curated record.